Messenger RNA from Durusdinium trenchii, 1568 nucleotides. NCBI's taxonomy places the organism in Eukaryota, Dinophyceae, Suessiales, Symbiodiniaceae. The record is from the annotation of a GenBank genome assembly.
ACCAGUUUGAAAGCCGAGACAAAUCAAGCCAUAGCUACUUCGAAUAAUGGAAUCCACCAAAUCAUGGUGCAGUUGUGCCAUGUGGAUUUGUAUCUUAUCAGGGAUACCCACAACCAAUGGGUUUUGCGGCUUUGCUUCUUGUUAUGUCCCGUGUUGGGACUCGCUGGAGUCCCCCAGCAUAUGUGUGAGGAUCACCCGAAACAGGGUCCAACAUUUGAGAUGGGUGUGUAAUAGGGAGAUCCGAGAUCCCCAACCAAUGGGUUUUGGUCAUUUCCCUUCUUCCAGGUUUUUUUUUCACUGGGAGGUCUACCUAGUCCCAAAACUUGCCCGCCGUUCACCGAUACCAGUCAAGCGAUUUGAGCUAGUUCGACACUUCUUUGAAAAAGACUCCUGUGCCCCUGGCCUCCCCCGUGUGGCUGACUCCCGCCCGAUUCUUGUGCUGGCGCUCAUGUCCUCGUUUGCGUGGCGGAGAGAGUAAAGCAACAGCACAUGCAGUUGGAGCCACCCUCCUUUGUAGUUGAUAGAUGGACACAGCAAUUGAGCAGUCCAGAUGGCUUGUGGAUGAUGAACAAGGCCGAAGAGAUAAGGCCUAUCAACUGCUUGCCAGCCCCUACCAUCCACCCUUAGAGGAAGUGAAGGAGGUGACCGCAUACAUCGCAAGUCCGGAUGGGCUGUGGCAGAGUGAUCGUCAGAAAGCAUUUGACAAGGCCGUGGAGGUUCUUGCAGGCCUGCAUCCUCCAAACUUUGUUGAGUCCGUGAAGGCAAAGGCGAAAGAGCUAAAGUUCAGGCUUGGUCGGGAGAGGGCAUUUCAAAAAGCCGCAAUGCUCAGCUAUGGUGGUGGCGGUUGCAACCAUGGCGGCUACAACCAUGGUGGCUACAACAACGGUGGCUACAACCGCGGUGGCUACAACCAGGGUGGCUACAAUCAGGGCGGUUACAAUGGUGGUUCUUAUGGCCACCACAACCGCUGGUAGCGACAGGGAACUGCGGCUAAACGCCACCAUAGACCAAUGCACAGCAUUCUCCACUGCAAGAGAUCAAGGCCCUGAAAGCAUCCCUUCGAGAUGGCUUGUGGUUGAGUGAUCGCCAGAAAGCCUUUGACAACACCCAGACACUCCAUCGUAUAUUUACCUACAUUGGGGUGGUUUGAGGGGUCAAUGGGGCGGCAUAUAUGACAGACAUGGAGUGUUUGGGAUAUAUACAUAUUUUUGCACACCCGCAUCCUCCAAACUUUGUGGAGUCUGUGAAGGCGAGCAAGCGAGCGGGUUGAAGCUUGGUCGGCUUGCGCAAGGCUUGGCAGGCAUUCCACAAAGCCAAUUGAAGGCUCAGCUAGGCUAGAACCAUUUGGAGAUGUAUUUUAAUGAGGAGACCCCCAACCAUUGGGUCUAUUUUCCUUCUUCCAGGGAGGUCUCCCUAUUUUUAAUACAAACCCAUUUCGGCUACAAGCAACAAUCUGGGUACUCUGGCCACUGUGGCCGAAAGUCACUGCGAAAAGGAGGCGCCGCUGCUUGCCAAGCAACACGAGCCUUCAUGUCCGGCAUGUUUACCUACAUUAGGGUGGUUUGCAG